Sclerotinia trifoliorum is the source of this 1802-nucleotide messenger RNA. Lineage: Eukaryota; Fungi; Ascomycota; Leotiomycetes; Helotiales; Sclerotiniaceae. The record is from the annotation of a GenBank genome assembly.
AUGCAAGCAAGAUUUGAAGCACAAGCAGAAGCAGAAGCAUCAGCUCAAGAACUAGCUGACAUCAUCAAAAUAAUAUCAGACUCCUUGGUUCUAUUCGUGAUCAAAGGAAUUUACUACUUGGUAGAUCUAAGCUUCGAAGCACUACUAGGAAGCACGGUAUUCGAAAAAUUCAUCAACUCCCUUAUCCAAGUAGGAACACCUCCAUUUGACGCUUCGCGACAUCUAACCAUACCGAUAGGUGACGAAAAAAGCAUUGAACAAUUUGCACGCGGCCCAGGCCUAAGAAAGAGAUUAGAACGAGAAGUGCAAAUAAAUGAGACGUGCAUAAAUGGGCUACUUACAAAACGCCCUGCGACUGGAUUUCUAGCUGCCGCCCGGGGAGAAAAUGCGCUCCAAAUCUACCUCUGCAGCGCCUUCAAUCAAUUAGCCACUCACAACGCUGCCAUAUUCAUAAACCACAAACCCUAGCGCGACGAUUAGUACCAAUUAAGAGAAAGAAAAAACCCCGCACGCCAACACCGCCUAAAACCCCAGGUCGAAAAAGUGGACUCUUUGCUCUUGUACGGGAUUCUGUCCAAAAUUCAAAUGCAUUACAAAGGCUUACCGCUUUACUGCCAGUAUCUUUCCAGACUUCAGGGUCAAUGCAAGGACCCGACGGGGCCUCAUCAAUCAACCAGUACUCCUUUAUACCUAGCAAAUUUCUAGAAUUUAAUGCUGAUGGAGUGGUUGUAUUUAAAUUCGAUGAAAAUGCUCCAGACAAGCAAACCAAUACUUGGGAGUGUCUUAACUGGAAGAAGUUCACUGAAGAGCAACGGGAUCGGGCACUUAUGUUGUACCUCAGUACAUGCACAGAAUGCUGGCAUACCAAGCAUUUUGGUUUUGUGAUUGAUGAGGCGAAAGCUCUUACUUUUAAAAGUUUGGAUGAGGCCGUCGAUUAUAAGGAGAUCAUGGGUAUCUUGCAUGUUUUAGCCCGUGACCUAGACGGCGCAGCCCAGCAAGAACAGAAUCGCAUUUUGACUUGGUUCCUGGAGAUAUGGGAGGAAUUGGAAGCCAAGCAUCUCCAUGAAUUGACAACUAUCUACGCGACUAUGGAAGAUGAAUUUCGUCUGUCUCAAGACUUCAGACGUAUCUUGGCCGGCAAAGCCCGAAUCCUCAGAGAGAUCAAUGUUUUUCGCCAGUUAUCAUUGGAAGAUGUAGUAUUUCUUCUUUUCAUAAUAAAAAUACGGAGAAUUCGUGCGUUGGGAAUAGGGAAAGCCUUAGCGGAGAAAAAAAUGGUGGAGGAAAAUUUCGCCAAGGAAAUGAUUGUAGAGGAAAUAAUAAAGGAAAUAAUGACAGCGGAAAUAAUGGCAGAGGAAAUAACAGAGUUAGAAAUGGAAGAGUAUGCUCUGGGGAAGGAAGGCGAAGCGAAAGAAAUGCCUAAAUUUAGAGAAAAGCGGGAGGCAAAAGACCAGAAGAGACAAAUCCGGGAGGAAUAUGCCAGGAGAAAAGCUACGGAAGCUCGUUCAAAAGAAGCAGACGAAUUCGUGGAAAAUGAGGUAAGGCCCGAAAGUGAAAGCGAGAGGGUCCGGUUAAGACGCGAUUAUGAUAUCGUAGAUGACCUGCAGGAGGGUGGAUAUGGAAUGCUAGCCUCGUGGGUGAUGACCAGAGAUUUCGCCAUUGGCGACCUUCUAUACGAAGUAUAUCAACACAUGAAAGCUAAUCUACAGUCUAAUAUUGAUGAGAGUCACCCGGAUUUCCAGGCUAAAAGUCUUCAGAAGCAGGAGAAAUCCGCUGUGGAUAUGAAUGACGAUGAGGAGCCCUAG